UGGAUGGAGAAGGAAAUCUCGGCUGGCUGGCGUGCUAACUAGGGGAACAUCUUUUUUACUGCUGCAGAUUUGUUUGCUUUGAAGCCACUUCGUGCACACAGUAGACAAGGACAAUUCCAUAAGAUGCUCCACUUCGAUCAUCUUGAGCAACUAAAGGCUGCAAAGCAAUGUAAGACAGAGAAGUCUGUUUUCCAGAUAAUAAUUUACAGCUAAAGGUCUGCAAUUUUUCUUUCAAAGAAGAAAUGCAACACCCGCACUUGGUAUCCCCUUCUCUAUCCCUUCAUUCAAGAUCUCAUUGAUCAGGCUGGAGAAAAUAUUAGAGCAUUAAAGCAUCCUGGACAUUAUUUAGUCACCUUCCUUCCUGGACAAGUGUUCAAAAUUGUAGAGGUUUUGUUUCCUUAGAAGGGAUCAAUGAAGCACUGUCUGAACCUUACCCAGUAAGAGUGCAGAAGGGAACAAAAUGCUGAAGACGACGUUACUGCAACCUUGUCUCCAGCCUCAAUCCAACUGUGCUGGACCCACCAAAGCAAACUCAAAUCCAUACAGCUUUAAGAAGCCCAAGCCUGACUCUGCAGAUGGAUAUGGCUGUGUGGGGAAGCUGCAAGAAAAGGAAAAAGAGAGCAAUCAAAUAUGUCUGCAAGAUGGGAAGUAUUGCCCAGCAGAUCCAAAGGAGCAAGAGAUGACAGAGUUAACAGGAAAGAAUUUCCUGUUGGAAACCUGGAAAACCAGUGAAGAUGAGUUACCAUUCAAAGGAGAUGGCAGUGGGCAGCUGUCAGGUAGUGGGUGCCCAGUUAGAAAAGACUCUCCAAGGCCAUCUUCAGACUUGCUCCAUUCUGGGUUUAGCAACAGAGGUGACCCAAGUCAAGAAUGGAAAGUGGUGAAAGUUAAACGAGUCCUCAUUUCUCCUGUUGGUGAACCUAGGAAAGCAAAUAUUUCAAGAAGUGCGAGCCUUUCUGAAAAAGAGCUGAAGGAAGCGAAAGCCAGGAGCCAGAGAAUUGCUGCCCAGCUGACAACCCCGCCCAGCUCCAACUCUAAAGGGGUCCUGCUGUUUCACCGGCGCAAGCAGCGAGUGAAUGCCUUUACCUUAGAAGCCCCAAAGACAACAAGUGGAGAACAAGCAGGUGCAGAGGGCAGCCCCAGAGCUAUUCGUAAUUCCCACUGCAGUCCAAGCCAUGGGAAAGAGUCCCUUUUGAAACAAACCUUAAUAGAAAACAUUGCUGUGAAGGCAUCAUCCUGCACCAAGAACUCUGGGUUGCGGGGGCAAAAAAGUGGCAUGGAAAAAUAUGAGGAGAGCCUGGCUGUGGAGCAGACUCUAGAUAAUACACAGGAGCCUCAAAGGAAUAAAAUAAAAAGUGAGGAGGCCUUUGCCACAAUGAACACAUCAUUAUCCUCUGAGGAGAUUCCAGCUGAAGACUUUCAGCAACUUCCUCUCAGUGUCUACUUAAAGCAAAGUACAGGGACAGCUUCAACCAAUGGAUUGCAUGGACUUAUCUCCAAUGAGUUUGAAAAAGCCCCAUUAACUGAGCAAGCACCAGUUGCUGACAAUACAGAAAACUUACUCCCUGUUAUUGAUUAUGUGCCUGUCACUGACAGGGAGAAUAACAGCACCAUUCUUGAACAGAGAUCAUACAUACUGCGUAAGGACAGAGAAAAGAGGGUUCUUGAUAAAGAGCCGUAUUUACCAAUCACUGACAGUGAGAAUAACAACAACAACAUUCGUGACAAGGAGCUGUAUGCACCUGUUAUUGAUACGGAGAACAACAUUGUUCUUGACAAGACAAUGAGUGACCCAAAUUUUGACAGAAAGGAGAAUGGAGAGAUUCUCAGCAAGGAGCUGGAGGUGCCCAUCAUUGAGGACAAGAACGUUUUCCCCGCUGCUGAGACAGAGAGACCCAUUCUAGCUGCUGACAUGCAGCCCAGUGCAACCAUGACACACAAUAAUAAGCAGUACUGUGAAGUGCGCCUGACUUUGUCUAAGCCAUUGCCUGUGAAGAACCGAACUGCAAGACCCUUUGGGACUCGAUCGCUAGCUACGACUCAGACACCAGCAGAGAAGAGCCCCAUGACUGAGUUUCCUCCACCACCCACCUAUGCAGAAACGUUCUCCAGCCCUCCCCCAGUAACCAGGGUCAGGUCACCUCCAGCCUACUCUGCACUGUAUCCUAGCGAAGAACAGAAAGCUCCUGUUCUACCUGGGGCUAAGAAUGUAGGCAGCAGAGCAGGAGCUCUGUCUGCAGAGAACAGAGAAUCACCUCCAGCUAAAACGGGCAUUCUGGAGGAGUCUGUAGCCCGCAGAGCAGCAAAAAAGUCCAUGUUCACCUUUGUUGAGAAGCCAAAAGUGGCUCCUAAUCCAGAUCUUUUGAAUUUAGUCCAGACAGCAGACAACAGGAAAAAACAGAAAGGACAAGGAGCAGCAACUCCUGAGGAGGAACCAUUUGCUCUGGGCGCAGAGGCCUCAAACUUUCUGCCUGAAAGUAGACCGAUAGGAGGGUCGGCCCAGGCUCCUGCAGAUACUGCCCCAGAGUGGUCUUCAUGCUUAAGGUCACCAAAAAUACAACCCAAGCCAAUGAUAAAAUCCAACCAUAGCCUAUCAGAGGCAAGAGGAAAGGGAGCAGAAUUAUUUGCCAGAAGGCAGUCGAGGAUGCAGAAGUAUGUCAUUGAGUCGCCAUCACAUCCAGACAUAACCAGGUCACCUUCACCUACUAUGUCUCUCCCUCCCUCCUGGAAAUAUGCUUCAGAAACUCAUCUCUCCCCUAUGACAUUCCAACCCGCACCCAAAAGUCCAGUCAGAUCUCCAAAAGCUCCUCCUGUACCUUUGUACAACAACAACAUUUCAGAGAGCGAGAUUUCCAGAAAGGAGAUGGAAAUCUCCAAGCAACAGCCAUACCAGCUCCAGUCUUCCUUGUUCAUCCUUUCCCCAGCCAAAGACCCAGUGAGGUCUUUACCAAAAGGGGCACCAUCGCCAAAGCCUGUGGUUUCUGAACCCAGUUAUAUGAGACAAACUUCUUGCCCAACGUCUCCCUUGCCACCUUCUCCUGUUUUGCAUCCACCUGCCCAGUUCAGCUCGGGCAGAUCAUUUCCUGGUCUUUUUGCCCCAUCAGCCGGGACUGUGCUUGCACCUCAGAACAUCAGAACACAUGCUGAAGCAUCACUAGAACCAUCUUUUGAAUACUCUUCCAGAAUUUUGUCGCCAAGAGCUAAAGGAGUCUUCCAAGCUCCAAGGCCUUCUUAUUCCACCAAGAAUGCAGGAAUUGAGCCUCAGGAAAGAAAGAUGUCCCUCCCUGCUUCCCCGACGUGGACUCCACGACUGCUGCGACGACAGCCUAGCAGUUUGGAUGGUUGGGUGAGCCCAGCCCAAACUCCAGAGCCUGAGGAUGGGCUUAUGGAGGCCUUUCGAGUAGCCAGUGUCAUGACCCCGCCUCCUCCACCCAUGUCUCCAUCAUGGAGUGAAAGAUCUCUGUCCCCAUUUCGGCAGGAGACUGACCCCAAGUCGAGCCGGCAGAUGCAGGCGCUACUGGCCAGAAACAUCAUAAAUGCUGCCAAAAGGAAGAGCUCUUCUCCCAAAGCCGUGACGAUAGAGAGCUUCAGGCCCUUCACUCCCCCUGCCGCUUCCUCAGGUGGUAGCCCUAAGAGCAUGGGUAACCAUUCCCCAAGCCCUCUGCCAUCUCCUAGGCCAACAAGGGUGGACGGCUACAGGCAUGUCUCCCUCCCUGUCAGCACUGCACCGCUACAGAUCAGUGUACCUUCAAACAACAGCCCCAGGUUACUAGGCAGCCAGUCUCCAACCUAUAAAAGCCCACUGCAGUCUCCAAAAGCAGCACGGGUGAAUGGGAACAAGUACUUCACAAUGCCUGCCAGCACUGGAGCAUCGCUCUACAAUGCAGCCACAUCCAAUAAUGGCCCAAGAACAACAGGCACCCAUUCUGUAGCCCACAGGGAUCCCUUGCAGUCUCCAAAAGCUACCAUCUUGGAUAGUCACAGGAUCUUCGCACCCCCAGCAACUACAACCAGAAAAUCAUCAUGUAUCUGUCCUAAGAAUCUAGGCACCUCUUCCCCAGUCAUCAAAAGCCCUUUGCCGUCUCCUGUGGUAGGAGCACAUUCUCCGGUGAAGUGCUGUGCUUCCAUGUCACCCACCAACUCAGAUGUGUCCCUCGACUCUGAAGACUCUGGCAUCAAGUCACCCAGCAUCCGCAGCUUCAACAUUUGUCCACGGGGCUGGAAUGGAAGCCUGAGGCUGAAGAGGGGUAGCCUUCCUGCAGAAGCACCCUGUACCUCCUAAACGUUGGUAGCAGACGCGACCAAGAAAGAAGUUGUGAAGUCUGUCGCCAAAACAUAUACGCGGACCUACAGCCACCUAAUCCGACCAAUCUAGUUAAGCAUCAAGAGGAAGGAACUGGGCCUGCGCAGAUGUAACACCUUCACCGUAAGCCUGCCACUUUCUGGAGAUUUCGAACAAGAAGCCAGAGCCUAUUUGUUUGUGGGAAAGACUUUUCAAGGCAGAGGUACUCUAAAACCAAGGGAAACGUAGCUGAGGUUCUACCCCAACAUGCCCGAUUUCCGUAGGAUCCCCUUUAGUCCCCAUCCCCACUGCAUUUACAUGUGUAUUUGGCUUUCACAAGCUUUGAUUCAGCUAUCUUUGCUGCUGGACUGGAGCCACUGGUGACUUGCUUGCUCAAAGGAGGCCGAUGAGGUUUUGACUGCUUUUGUUGUCACUCUGUAACAUCCUGUGGGAGGAGGACAAUCACAUGCACACACACACACAGCUUGCAGCAUAAUCCCCAGCAGUCUGUCAGCGAGAGAGCAGGAGGAGAGGCCUGCCUUCCACUAUAGCUCUUACUGUUUUUCCUCUACUCUGAUAGGGGUCAGAGUCACAAGUCAAGUCAGUCUCCAUUCCAAUUGCCUGAGAGGCUGAGGAGAAAGUGGGGAACAAUGGGCAAGAAGUCCACUCAGCAGUUAUCCCUACUGGCUGAUCUGUCUAAUGUACCUUUUCCAUCCAAGAUGAGGCCUGGCUUUACCCAAAUCCAUGUGAACCCAAAGAAGAUAGCCUCAUGGCACCCUUCUCUCCCUCUGCGGGAGACACCCUAGAACUGAGGAUGCUGGAGAUCUGCAUUAGGACACUAUCCCUGUAUCCUGGGAUGGGGGGUAUGGAAUAUCCCACAGUGGUGGGAUAGCUGCUCAGUCCAGGAAAGGGCAAAGGGGAAACACACAACCCAAAAUCAGACAACAGUAUAAAUAUGAUGGUCCUGGACUCAAAUCUCCAGAAUGCUAUCUAUGUCAAAUCAAUCAAUCAAUCUAGAACUCUUCCUACAGAGAAAUAAUUAUUGGCCCAGCAUUUGAAGAGAGGAUGAUAAACACCACAUGUCCUCAGCAAGACUAUAUUGAGGCUAAUACACACAAGUCAGUGCCAGCCUGGUAAACAUCCUCUUUGACAGGGGGGGAAAGACCAACCCACACAUUUGUGCUAUGAAACUUGCCCUAAUGAGGGUCAGGCAAGGGACCUGUCUGCAUGGAGGUGUUCCUGUGAGAGUUCUGAGAGAGUGUCGACUCAAGCACAGGUGAGAAUAUGAAUCCUUUAAGAUGGGGAGGGCCAUAAGCAUUUCCCCCUGGACUACAGAUCUCCUUAAGGGGCUGGGAGGAGAUGCCGGGCCCCCAUGUAUUGAUCAAGGACUUGCAGGAUGGACAGCCUACUGGUUACUCCCACCACCCCAAUCCGUUAUCUUUUUCAUGACAGCAAAAUGAAGAGAUUGAUGUCUGCCUGGUUUUGAAGAGUGUGCAAGGAAUCCAAUGUGAGGCAGGAAAAAGAAGACAAGUCACGAGAAGGAGAACCUUUUAGUUAGGUUCCUCCUGAUCUGGUUCUAGAAAAGAGGAUGGAUGCAGCAAAUGGCCUUGUAAAUGGGUGCAUGUUCCCAAUCCACCUGCCAUAAGGAUCACAAGGUGGCAGGGCAUAUUUCUGAAUCACUGGGCAACAAUAAAUAAACGGGGAGCCUCCUUGCCACAUAUCUCCCAAAGUCAGGGGAAUGCCACCUGUGCAGUAAAAAAGUCAAAACCGCUUGGAGCUGGAAUUUGCUUAUUGGACUCCUGCCGGAGACACCUUUGCUUCUUUGCUAUGGUUUUUCCCAUUUACCAUCAUGAUGAAGGGCCCAAUAAAUGGACUUUCCUAUUUUAUGCUACCUGGCAAGGCCCCCUAUCAAUGGCUACCUACUUCCAGCCGGUUUCUCUCUUUCCUGUGGGUAUUGUGUGAUGCGGUGCCAUAUAGGCGAUACGCUGCUUGGCAUUGGCUGGGGCCGUAUCAGGUGUUUUCCCCACUUGCUUUUAGUUCUGCAGCAGUCAUCCUUUAUUUUUAUCCCUGCAACCUUUAAAAAGAAGAACAUGCAUUCUGUCUCAAUUUAAGGCAAGCCAGAAAUGAGUAAGCAAGGUCCCCAUCUUUGUUUUCUUCUGGUCAUGCACGGCUUAUGUGGGAGAGCAGGCAGGGGAUGCUUCAAGCCGUGGGUUCCUUGGAAGCAUGCCAAGGCAAGACAGCCAAUCUUAUCACAUGGCACUGACAUUGCUGUCCUUUUAUUGCUUUAGCAGUGCAGAUUCACAGCAGGCUACCUAUUCAAAGGCUCCCAUUUUGGGGGUCAAGGAGAAGCAGGGUACAGUGCACCACCAUUACUGGAGUCAUCUGGAGAUCACAAGCACCAGGUAGAAACGAUAUCACAGAGAAAAGGGAAACUGGCAAGAUUUGGAUUGUUUAUAUCCACAACCUUGCUGAAACAUGAGACUUGGUUCAGUUUGUAAGGCUGCCAGUGGCUACUAGCCGUGAUGGCUAUGCUCUGUCUCUACUGUCGGAGGCAGUAUGCCUCUGAAUACCGAUUGCUGGGAACCCCAAGUGGAGAGAGUGCUGUUACACUCAGGUCCUGCUUUCAGGUUUCCCGUGAGCAUCCGCUUGGCCACUAUGAGACUAGGAUGAUGGACUACAUGGGCCACUGGCCUGACCUAGCAAGGCUCUCUUUAUGUUCUUAUGUAGUUCAGGUGUUCCCACACGUAUUACUAAGGGAAUCCACCAAUGGAAUUUGGUCUUUUCAGGGAAGGAUGUACAGAUCUCAGCCUUGGGAUGGGUGAGAAUUUCAAUUCAGUUCACAUUUCAAGCAGAAUUUAUCAAAUUCACAAUUUCUGAAACAAUAUGGGAAUCGAAACACAGCCAUCCUUCGAAAUUCGCAUUUAUUAAAAUUUUGAGAUGCAGUUUGCCAACUAAACAAUAUUUACAAAAAUGCAUAUAUUAGGGGAAAGUGUGCAUAAAAAUGAAUAUAUGAGUGAAAAUAACAUGCAAAAAGGCAUGAAAUGAUCAGAAAUCGCUUGCAAAAAUGUGUACCUUUGUCAAAACUGCCUACAAAAAAUGUGUUUAUUUGGAAAAAUCCACACUAAAAUGGGGGAGAAUUUUCAUGAGGAUUUAAAAAAAAAAAAUCGCAGAUUGCUGCAAAAAUGUAGAGAACUGAAUUUAAUAUUGGAAAAAUGAGAAACUGAGAGGACUGAAACAGACAGAUAUUUCCAUCCCUAGCCUUGAGUGACUCCCUGUUAACCUAUUACUCUCCACUGCCCCUGAUACUCAUGUUUGGCAGCCUCUCAACCCAGCAUUUGAGCCUGAUGAUGCCAUUUGCUGUAGUCAGCAACAGUAGAGGCUCAUGGAGAGUGAAGCGAAAGCAAAGAUUCUGCUACCGCAGGGACCCGAGUUCUGCCUUGACAGCACAGAUAGCGGUAAGAACAGCCAGUGCUACAAAACGUUUGCUUCCCUGGCAGCUGCUGGGUUCCCUGGGCUUAGAGGUUAAACGGAUACUUUGCUGCUUCUCUGGUUUCACUGGAGAAAUGGCAAGUGCGAAAAGAAUAUUAGAUCCCGCAUUAGAUCACACACUGAGGCUUCUGUUGCUGUGACUGAUUGGCCUAAGUGAUAAAUUUCAGUCCCACAGGCAGGGAGCUCAUGGAUACAUCAGAUGCUAUUCUCAGCUAGAGCUCUCUGCUUUGGAGAAGAAAUGGCAAAAUGAGGAUGGGGAGAAGGUUGAUGGUGCCCUCUAGAGGCUCAUUAUAUCAAUGACAAGAUUUUCCACUCCUGAGAGUGUGGUAGAAAAACGUGCCUAAGGGCCCUCCAGACUGGUGUUUUAUUGUGGGUGUAUUCUGACACAUGAUCUUUCUUAACACAAUAAUAAUGCAUUAGUGGUGGGUUCCUUCUGCUUUUAGUUUGUUCUGUGAUGCUUUCCCAAUGCGCAUUAUUGCUAUAGCACAAUGAAAGCAGAACACUUGUGGUAUAAAAAGUCAUGGGACUCCAGCAGGAAGUUACAGAAUAUGCACUGAUUGGAAGUGACUAGCCAGUGUGGCUGCCCAAGAACUUUUGCAGGCACAACAGUAUUGAAAGUGGGAUCACAUGUGACUGUCCCACAAGUGUCAAGAAUACAAAGCAUCGUGAAUGUGCAAUAAAAAGGAUGUUUGAAGAAGCCCUAAGAGAAAGCCAAGCAUGAUUGUAACACCAGUUGGUUGAGCUUUUCACAAAGAGAACACUGUGGCAGAGAGACAGCUCUUCCCCUUAUCUUCUGGGAAGAAAUUCUUGGUUAGUUAGUGGAAGGAAACGUUGCAUGUCGUUGAGUGUGUGUGAGAGAGGCACUGAUCUGGGAGAAGGUUUAAAAGAUGUCAAGACUCUCUACAGGGCUCCUGUUGUUCCCUGAGCCGUGCAGGCAGCCAGCAGCCUCUAAAACACAUUGCUUCUUGCAGUUUAAAGAUGAGGGAAUUGCAAACAUGAAGUGCAAAACAUGUACCGGCAUAUCCCUGUACUUUCCAGAGACAAAAGCUUCUGCUUUCCCCUAGAAUGGAUUUUUUAAAAGAAAGAGUUAAAUUUGAUGGAUGAAAUGUGUUAUAUCUGUGGUUCCCAGUAUAGCCUUUGAGAGCUCUCUCUCCAGGCCUAAGCCCUGUUAAGAAUCGGUGGCCUCCUAAGCAAUCUUUGAAGCAGUGCUAAGUUGCGUUUAAAGAAAGGCUAAAGCUCUCCUGCAGAUAGGUGGAGAAAGAGAUUUAAAGGCAGCUGCUUGUACCUCUUGUCCCUGACUUCACAGUUCCUACUCCUGUCUCCAGUUUUAUCAUGUGAACGUGAUGCCUCCUGUCACUGAGGAAGCACAGAGCUGAUGUUUGUGUGCCAGAUGUCUGCAAGUAGUCCUGAUGUGUGCAAAUUGGCCAAGAGGGGGGAGGGCAAGGUGGUCAUCAGAUCAAAGAGUGGUCUCAUCUAAGCUGACCUUUGUCCCUCCUUGGAAAACCUAGUGAGCUCCAUUCUGUUGCUCUUCUGCUGCUUGCUAAUCCCAAUUCUAUGAGAAGCCUUUACCUCUCCAUGGGAUGAUACCACAUGAUCUCAGAAAAUGCUAUAACAGCCAAGGCCCAAGAAGGUGAAGUAUGAUCUACAAGGUAUUAAUGUAAGUGGAAGUGAAAGCAAGAAUGAAAUACAGAGUCCUCCUUUCAGUAUCUCCUAGUGCAGCCUUCCCCAACCUGGUGUACUCCAGAUAUUUUGGACUACAUCACCCAUCAGCCCCAGCUGCCAUGGCCAAUGGUCUGGGAUGGUGGGAAUUACAAUCCAAAACAUCUGGAGGGCACCACGUUGGCGGUGGCUGCCCUAGUGUGAUUGCAUUGAUCAAACCUUAUUCCAGUAUGAUAAUAAACUAUGAUGUCUAGGGAUUGAGUUUGCUAUCUGUUUCUGUUCCAUUUUUCAAUUUGUCAAAUGGGCUGCCAGUUCCUAUUCGCUAUAAAUUGUGUUCCACUAGUUAUCACAAUUCCUGAUUCUCCCUUUUUUUAUUUUUUUCUGAAAAAUUACAUAAUUUUCUCCACUAUUCCUUAAUGUAUACAGCAGCAGCAGUUUACAAAAAUAAUUAGGUAAUACAUAAUUCUUGCCACAGAUUUUUUUAAAAAAAUAUUAUGGUGUUGCUAAGAGCUGCGAAUGCAUGCAAAGAGUGGGAGCCUGUUCGACAAUGAGACAAACUUUGGAUUAUCCCAGAAUUUGAUACCAAAUCCGAUUUUAUGAAUAUUCUACACUAUCCCUAAUGAUGUCUUAAGUGUAUUGUCAAGCUCCAGGUACUCAGAUUCAGUAGCAUGAUUAUCCCCUUUUUUACAAUACAAAUAUUCCAGCUAAAUCAAGUUGAAGAUUGAUUUUUGUUGAACAGGAUUUUUCUCUCUAUUGUUCAUUUUUGGGCUUUUAAAAAGCUUUGUAAAAAAAAAGUUUGUUUUUCAAAAUAGCAACAGUGUAAAAUUUCUCUUAUGUAUUCAGAUACAUGUAUAUGUAAAUAGUAACAAUGACUUCUGAAAUAAUGUAUGACCUGCAAUGUCCACUCUGCAAGAUAAUGUGCACAGCAUCAUUUUCUAUUUGCUCACUCAGUGCAAGCAAACAGGUCUGUUAUGAAAAUAAUUUAUCUAUGAUUAUUUUCCAUUAUAUGAUCAGUCAGUUAUAAGACGUGCAUUAUUACACAGCAACAUGCCCCUCAUGUAAGUUACAAAGCAAGCUGAAUUGGGGACAUAUUGAAUAUGCAAAUAUUGAACAGCAUACACCUUUGCACAGCUACUCAGAAGUAAGCCCCACUGAAUUCAGUAGAAGAGGUAAGCAUAGAGCCUAAAUUUAUUAAUCCCUAACUCCCAUGCUAGGGAUGGAGUCCAUUAGCCGGUGCUGCUUUGAAAGUAUUCCAUUGGCCUGACAGGUGGUAUUGAUUCAUGUUCAUUCUUUGUCUGCUAUGUUGCUUUUAUCAAUCUGAUUUUUUUUCUCCCCAAAAUAUCAAUGUUAAUAUUGAUAUUACUAUCAAUAAAGGAAAGCAGCUUCCACUGAGGCUGGUCAGUUUCAUGUUAGCAAGCAGUGACUGGCUGUUUCCUUUUGGAAAGGAAAGGAGGAAAGCAGCUUUCAGUGGCCCCGUCCCCACCUCCUCCUCGGCAGACCUAGGGAGUCCUUAACAUGGACGAGACUCUCUAGCCUUGCCUUUUAAUCAUUUAACAGAUUAACACUACAGAGAUAAUAAGGCAAGCCUAGAGAGGCUUGCUCAUGUCAAGGACUCUCUAGACCAGCCUUUCCCAACCGCUGUGCCUCCAGAUGUUGUUGGACCACAAC
This is a messenger RNA of Rhineura floridana, 11095 nucleotides long. RefSeq names its product synaptopodin (gene SYNPO). Gene Ontology annotation, biological process: modification of dendritic spine; spine apparatus assembly; positive regulation of actin filament bundle assembly. Gene Ontology annotation, molecular function: actin binding. The transcript has 4 exons. The record is from RefSeq and is a predicted model, not a curated record. Lineage: Eukaryota; Metazoa; Chordata; Lepidosauria; Squamata; Rhineuridae. The coding region runs from base 461 to 4279 and encodes 1272 amino acids. Gene Ontology annotation, cellular component: spine apparatus; Z disc; stress fiber.